AAAUGAUCGUUUACGCUACAACUACCGGCUAUGUACCAAUGGGGGCUGUAAAAAUCAAAUAAAAAGAAAAGUUAGUGCUGUACACUUUAGUAUUAAUUGUGGCUGUUGGCAUCAGGCUAUGGCAUGGCCUCCUCUUAGUACUUUGUCUUAGUAAAUUUAGAUUCAGCGAUUAGUAUUAUUAGUAUUAAUUUCCUUACUGAACUUUACCUUAACUAGUCACUAACACUAGUCUCAUGACUCAUAAUAAACUAUUAUUACUUGAGUAUAAAUGAUACUGAUACUAUUAAUGUGUGAUUAGUCAUAUCAUUGACCCUUUCCCCCAUUUAAAAUUGUUUAUAAAUAUUAGAUGUAUCACAAUUAUUGCCCAUCACAUAGGCUAAAAUAAUAGGUAAAAGUGUCAUUGAAGUCAUUGUACUCUUGAUUCAUCUCUAACUCUAGCCUAGAGCUGGCAGAGUAGGUUUUCCUGCCUAAACUAAGCCUAACUAAACUAACUUACUUAGUAAGUAAGUGUGUGGUGGCAUUACAAGGGUUGUGAAAGAUUAUUAUAAAAAAAGGUAGUGAUUAAAAAUCAUACCAUAAGUUAUAAGAACAGAGGAGCCAUUGACUUUUAAAAACUAAAAUUUUACUCUUACUUUAGUAUGAAUUUAAAUAAAUAAUAGUGGCGCAAGAUAUGCAGAGCUUAGGAGUAGGCUACUCCUAGGCUCUGCAUUGAGUAGGACCAAGAAGAAGACUAAGAAGACUAUUGAGACUAGAAGCAUAUAAAUUAUCUAUUUUUAUUUAGGUAUGACUAUGACAUUAUUUAUUGACAAUUUACUUCACGCGGCUUGGUCUUUGGCUUUAUCGCUGUCUCUCAUGCCCUGCCCUAUAAACUGAUAUAUUACUAUUUAAACUACAUUGACAAUAUGAAUAUGAAAUAAUAAGUAACACAUUCAUUAUUUUUUUUAAUUCUUAAUUUCUCUUUAAAAUUAUAUGCGAAAAUUAGAUGUCCUUAUUUUCUGAUAUAUAAAAUGCAUUAUUAAUUUCAAAGUUAAAGGGGUGCGAGUCUUAGUCGAAAAAUUCUUAUGGGAUGUGAGACUUAGUUAAAAAAUUCAUAGAGUAUGAUAGGGUAUGCAGAAUAUAGAAAAGUUUGUGAAAUCCUGACCUAAAGGCUAUAACUAUAUGCUGCCCUAGAUCUAUUGAACAGUCUUUGGUGGGUUUUUUUAUAUUCAUUUGUUAAAAUAAAAUAUUAACAAUAAUAACAAUAUUACUUUUCUAAAAUUAAAAAUUUCUUUAUGAAUUAUUAUUAGGUUUUUUUUUCUACUUUGGUGAAAUUACCAUUGUGAGAGAGGUAAAAACAGCUAUGUCUCGAUUUGCAAAACGACAAGUGGCCACAAAAGGUGGAUUUUCAGAGUCAACACACCUGACAGAACAGCCAUUGGGCAGCAUACACCCAUCUAUCCUCAAGCAGGCUCGGAAAUCAGGAGUUCUCAACCUCAGUCAAAGAGGUCUCACGACAGGUAGCUUAAAUUUAAAUGAUAAAAUUGUUUGAAAAAGAUUUUUAAAAAUCUGAAUUGUUUUUGUUUUAGCAAUUUUAAAUCUGUUUCCCUUUGAAAAUGUUAACUUUACAAGGGUUGUUUUGAGAAAAUCAUUCUGUUAUUGUUUAAAUAUAUCAAAUAAUUUACAAAAUAAAAGCAGUAAAGUGAAAGUUUUUCUGUUGAAUCUCUGAGGAUGCUCACCCUUCAUUCUUUUGGAGACUUCCAAUUUGCUAUGUCAAAUAUAUUUAGAUAUACAAGAUAAUAAAAUGUAAUACAGGAACUGUCAACUCUUUUUGAUAGGGCCCUGUGAUUUGUUUUUCAGUGGGCCUAAGUGUUUUUUUUUCUUCUUAAGAUUUAUCACUUUUGUGCUUGUUGGGGUUUCUCUAUGGGUGUGAUUGAUCUGUGAAUGGAUUUUAUGUUGACAGGUACAAUUAUGACAAGUAAUAGUCCUAUAUAAUUCUCAUUUCAACAAUAAUAAACUCCUACAAAAAAACAAUGAAAUUUCACCAAAUUUUUUUUUUUUAAUUUUUAACUAUUUUACCCUAUUUACCAGUUCCAGAUGCUGUGUGGAAGAUCCAGGAAAUGGUUCCUGAGGAAGCUAAAAGUGUUUCCAUGGAUAAUGCGGAUGACAAAUGGUGGGACACUGUUGACCUAACCAAGCUUAUUCUAGCUUCCAACCACCUCUCAUCUUUGGGUGAAGGCCUCAGCAACUUGCAAGCACUAACAGUUCUGGAUGUGAGGAUUGGUUCAUGUGAUUUCUAUCUCAGUUGAUCAAAAAGUCAAUUUUUUUAGCUAUAAGUUCUGUCAAGUUUUGUUGAAUAUGCAUACAACUUAGAAAUGUCCUUCUCUAAGCUAUUUGUUGUGUGUGCAUACAUUGAUGUGUCAGUAAUUGGUAACCCAACUUAGAAAUUUAAUGUAAAGUCUAAGGUCUUGCUUGUUUGCAACUGAAAAAAUUCUGAUGUAAAAAAAUUGAAUAAAGUUUAAAAGUAAAAGCAAUGAAAGGUUUUCAUUUCGUACUGAUGGGUAAGCAAUAAUAUUUUAAAAAAUGAAAAUUUAACAAUAAUAUUAAAUAGAAUAGGGGAAAAUGAAUUUACACUGUUCAGUAACUUAUAUCUGGUAAUGGACAAUGAGUGAGUGCCCUUUUUCUUCAAGAUUCACGACAAUCAACUGACAAGUCUACCAGCUGGCAUCAAGCAUCUGGAAAACCUUCAAAAACUUGACAUUAGGUAAAUUUGUAUUUGGCUUGCCCAAUGACUUAGCCCAUAACCUAAAUAACCUGACCUGUGCAUUGUCUCAUUGGGAUUCCUCUAAGACAGAUUGUCUUAAAUGUGAUUUGUGUUCAUAUUUGAUUAGUAAGCCACCCCCACGAAAACUGUGAGAGGAAAGAGCAGGAUCUGUUCCACUGAUGUUUACUUAUUUCUCCAUCCAACAGCCGAAACCAGCUGAAAGAGAUUCCCAUCCAGAUUGGAUUCUUGAGUAACCUGACAAGUCUUCACCUGGAAAAUAAUCAGCUCUUAGAAAUCUGUGCAGAUAUCUGUAGUCUUAGAAAGUUGGAAUUUCUGGUAAUUGCUUAACACAGUGGUUCUCAACCUGCAUAAUGCCGCGACCCCCAACCACAGGAAAAAAUUAUUUUCAUUGAUACUUCAUAACUGUAGAGUAUUUGUGUUUUCCGAUGGUCUUAGGCGACCUCUGGGAAAGGGUAGUUCGUUUGACCCCCAAAGGGGUCGCAACCAACAGGUUGAGAACCGCUGGCUUAACAAAAUGACUGAUCGCAACUGUUGUUGAAUAAUGUAUAGCCUGGUUGUUCAUAUUAUUAUGAUGUGCAGUUCAAUUUUUAAAACUUACAAUCGCAAAAAAUAAAUUAACAGUUUGUUAUUGAUCUGGCAAAGGCGACGUGAGAAUUUGUUUAAUAACAGAAACAAUAUGAAAACGUUUAAGUGUAAAAAAACUUUAAAACACAAAAAAGUGCUAUGAUGGUGCCUGUUGUGCUGGGAUGGGGAGGGAGGCAGUGUGAUAAAACUAUCUCAAAUGACAUGCAAAGUUGUAAUGAAAGUCCCCCCCUUUUUUUUUUUCGCUUAGGAUGUCUCCAACAAUCAGAUCCAUUCCCUUCCAAACUCCAUCAGGCUGAUGUCUCAGUUGAGACACCUGAACGUUGCCAACAACAAACUGACUCACCUGCCGCCUGACAUUGGUGAUCUAACAGGUAAAUCUCCGACAGCAGGUGGUCUCAUGUUUUCAGAUCCUUGUGGUGUGAUCAUGUCACAUUAUAAAAGCGCUGUAUGCCCAUUAAACUUAUGAACACCAGCUCUGGCUCAUGAGAAACUGCCAGCCUGUUAUAUUUGAUGUUAUUUCAAAGAGAAAAAAACCUAACAUCUCGUAUGUAUCUAUUUUGCUUCUGGUGCGUCCACGUUUCAUAUUAAUAGAGCUGAGUGAAAUAAAUGCUGUCACACAGCGAGCUUCAUGCUGAACUCUGGUAAAUAGUUUUAUCUUUAGGGGAAGUUGAAUAUUAUUGGGUGUAGUUAUUGGUCGUGUUCCUCGGUCACACAGCGUCACGUCUGACCUCUGUUCCUCGGUCACACAGCGUCACGUCUGAACUCUGUUCCUCUGUCACACAGCGUCACGUCUGACCUCUGUUCCUCUGUCACACAGCGUCACGUCUGAACUCUGUUCCUCUGUCACACAGAGUCACGUCUGACCUCUGUUCCUCUGUCACACAGCGUCACGCCUGACCUCUGUUCCUCUGUCACACAGCGUCAUGUCUGACCUCUGUUCCUCUGUCACACAGCGUCACGUCUGACCUCUGUUCCUCUGUCACACAGCGUCACGUGUUCCUCUGUCACACAGCGUCACGUCUGAACUCUGGUCAAUCGGUUGAUAUUUACUCUGGAAAGGAUUGUUUUUUUUUAAAAUGUCACUGUUUUUUUUUCACAUCUUUGUUCUGGGGCUGCAUGCCCCUCAGAAUUGGGUCAUGGGCCUUAUAAACACAGGAAGGUAUUUGUUUUGUACGUCUUUGUUACAAAAUGAAUGACGGUAUCUUCUCUGCCGAUAGGUUUUUGUUUAAUGUCAUCUCCAUUCUGGGAUCCGGCAACUGCCUGUUCCUAUCGGUGGGUUAUUUCUUGACACAAACAGUUGACGAAGGCAAUGCACUCUCAUUAUGACAUAGGGCAAUAGAUUUCGUUGCAUAUUCCUGAAAAUUAGAAGUUGACUCUUUUUUUUGUAACACCUGGAUCCACUGGGUUUUUUCUCAAAAUAUCUGGACACAGUGUAAAAAACUGCACCCGGUUAAGCCCUAGUUUGCAAUAUUUGUCACAAUGGCCGAAGGCCUCAUGCCCGAAUUGCCACUGAAUCAUGAAGAUUCAUAAAGAGAAUCCUAUGUUCAGUAAAAAUAAAAAAAAUCAUAGUUAAAAUUCAGGUAAUGUUUAACAUAUUCAUGGCAUCAUUGGCCCAUUUCUUAUUUCUAGACAUUCUGCUUGGAAACUGCAGCUUGUUAUGAAAUUAUACAAACAGUGAAACCUCAUUAUAAUUGAAUAGUCAUGUUCCAUAAAUUCAGAAUCUGUUAUAGUGGUGCACAUAUUGGCUGGUUUCCACUGUAAUUUUUUCCAUCAUGUUCUAUGUUUUAUGCCUCAACAAUUAUUUUCCUCCAGCGCUACGCAUGUUUGAUGCCACCCACAACCAGCUGCAGUCACUACCCGACGAGUUUGGAAAUUUACUUCACCUAGAGCAGCUUUUCCUAAGGCACAAUCAGUUACAGUAUCUCCCUGUGCUGCACCAUUGUACAAACCUCAAGGUCUGUUCCUUGGUUUGCUUUGUAACUGUACCAGUCUUAAAUCCAGUGGCCUGUAGGCUCCGACUUUAUAGUCGAAUAAAAAAAAGCACAACUGGUUGGGUACUUGUCAGUUUUAUAAAAGGAGAUACAUCUUUUUUUAUUUGUGUAAUUCUAUGUUGUUCUUUAUUAAAAACUGGGUUGGUAGAAUAAUUAAAAUUUAACAAGCCAUUUGUGGGCACAUGACUAAGCAUGUCUUUAUAAAUGUGCCAGUCAUAAUCGUCUCUUCAAUGCCACUUCAUUAAUCUUAAAGUAGCAGUAGGGUUAGCACUCGUUACUGUAACAAAAAUCUCUUUGCCAUUUUAAUUAUUAAUAUUACUAUUCAUUACGUAAUGAAUAAUUUUUUGUGAGGUACUUUUGUUGGAUCAGAAACAUUCCAAUUUAUUCCACCAGGAAAUUUUAGUUGGAAAUAAUAGCAUCCGAGGGCUGACGGAGGAACAUUUACACCACCUGACCUCCCUUACGUCCCUGGAUCUGCGAGACAACAAGCUGGUCAAACUUCCUGAUGAGAUCACAUUGCUGGAAAAGCUAGAGAGGCUGGACCUUACCAACAAUGACAUUAGUGUGUAAGUUGGGGUCUCAGUAUGGGGUGCUGUGGCCAGCUAACUUGAUGCCUGGUGAGAGAAAUUUGAUUUGAGAGUUCUGGUCGUGAUGUUUGAGGAGCUGCAUUGCAUUUGUUCUUUUUUUUUUUUUUUUUUUUCAAGUGCUCUGAUGGUGCCUGUUGUGCUGGGGUGUGAGGCAAUGUGAUCAAACUAUCUCAGGUUCCCUUUUCUACUUUUCUUCCUACAUCUUUCUGUGACUAGUUUAAAACUCUGUAACUGCUUUUUAGUUAACCAAACAGGAUUACAUAUCACUCAUAUAGGAGAUGAAAUAAGAAAGUAAGAAAAGCUAGGUUUCAUUUUAAAUAAAAUAUUUUUUAAAAAGGAGCUUAAUUAUAACAACACUAAUCAGUCAAAAUAGUUUGAAUGGCCAUGAAAUGAAUUUCAGCAACCUACUCAAAUUUUAAAUCAGUUUCCCAGUGUCUUGUAGGGCUAAAUUGUGUAGAAUGGUGCAAAACUAUACACAGGUGUACACAAAAGUGCAUCCUUGUAUUUUGAAUUAAUAAGCAAAUUUCUGGGAAGGGGCUCAGCUUCCUCACGAGCUCCACUUUUGCUCUGGUGACUUCAACUGGUGUCCUUAUUAUCUGCUCUCCGACUAUAUCUUCAUAUAUAAAAGCGGCAAAUGACAGGCACCUUUUUAUUUGCAAUAGUGCACUGUAUAUAAAUAUAUAAAUGGCAUUCUUCUCAAACUUUGAGAAGUGACCUAAAUUUGACUUGUGAUGUGAAUAAGGGUUGUUCGCCAAUUACGUCACGUUGGGGAGGGAGGGUAGAGAAUUUGUGACCGGAGGGGUGGGGGAGGGUAGAGAAUUUGUGACCGGGGGGGGGGGGCUAAAAAUUUGUGAGGUCUCACAUUAUUUUUGUUUAAAUCUAAACUUUUCUAAUUUUUUAAAAUCUUUAUUCAAUUAAUUUUAACAACAUUAGUUUGAGGUCGAAAUUGCCUCAGGUAUUAUAGGUAACGUGAACCUCAGUCCCGCACACCUUUUGCGCAAAAACUGUUGUGGCCAUUUUAUAUUCAGCUUGGGGAUGACUUCAAUGUUUCGUGUCUUAGAUUUCUAAUAAUGUUACAUCUUAAUCCAUUAUCAUUAUGGGAAAAUGUUAAAGAAUAUAAUAAGAUCGGCAAUCUACCACUUGAGCGUCGGGCCCAGAAAAAAAAGCCAGUUGUUCCGGUUUUAAGUAAUCUGAAGUGCUAUUUAAACAAGUAUUCUUAUAGUGAUGCCCGUUAAUAGUUCCACUUUCGUUUAAAGUUAUGUAGCAGAAUACAUUUAGAUAAAUAUUACUAAGCUACUUAUAUGACAGGAAGAAAAAGAGGUGAGACCACAAUAGUGCUGAUAAUGGAUGUGCGCAAACUGAAAAGACAGCUUGCACUAGCCAUGAGCCUUUCCCCUUUCUAUUUACUCAAGUUCAUGUUCCGCAACUGUUUUCAUGGAAAUGAUAUUUUAAACAGCUUCAUUGUCACUUAGGGGGAGAACUAUGAAUAAUGUCAUUGUCAUACGCUACAUUUUUUUAAUUCUUCAUUUUUUUUAAGUUUACAAUUUUUUCAGUUUUUCUAUUUUAAAAAAUAUGUCUUGUAUUAUUUGUAUUAUAUAUGUGCUGAGAUGAAUGUAUACCAUGUCAUAAAAAAACAUUUCCAUCGUUUUGGAGCCUAUUGAUAAAAGAAUAAUUGUUUAAAUAGCACUUCCAACUGAAACAACAGGCUUUUUCCUUGGCCGACGUCAAAGUGAUAGAUUACCAUAAACUCUUAGUUUUGUUAUGAAAAUUUUAUGUAUGUUUUUUUUUAUUUUUAUUAGGUGUGACGUGACACGGAGGGGUGGGGGGGAUGGUCUAAAAAGGUCACUUUUUUGCAUGACGUAAUUGGUGAACUACCCCAUAGUUAUUUUACACACUAUACUGUGUUUAUUUAUUUACUAUUACCAUAAGGUAUUGUACAAUUUUAGAUGGUUAAGUACUAUUCUGAGACUGUUGUACUAUUUUGGGAUUUCCAGCGUCACUUGAUUUGACAGACUUAAAAUGGUCACUAAAAUAAAAAGAGAUAAUAUUUUUAAUUGAUUUAUGUAAAUUAAGUGGUUAUUUUUGUAAUAUAAUUUAACACCAUUUGGAAAUAGGAUUAAUUUUUAUACUAUUACUACUGUUGGUGUAUAAAGAAAAUUUUAACCACCUGCAGGCUACCUUACAAGAUGGGAUGCAUGACAGCUCUGAAAGCAAUAAUCUUAGAUGGUAACCCUAUGCGUUCUAUUAGAAGAGAUAUUGUGAUGGUAAGCAUUUAAGAUCAGUGGUCCUCUUAACCAUUUAUCCCAAAGGGGAGCAAACAUUUGUAGCUGCUAGCCAUAUUCAAGAGGCAACAGAUGUAUGGGAGCCAAAAAAUGGUGAAAGCGAAGGGGGAUCUUAUGAGAAUCUUAGGAAAUUUGUUAUUAAAGUAAAAAACUCCACAACAAGAAGAAAAUGUAUAACCUCAGAAAAUUGGAGUUUCACCAAAAAAGUGGAACAACUCCACCAUAGUCACAUCUACAAUCAAAAAUUUAAAAUACAUUUUUUUUUCUCUUCUAUUUUUAUGAAAUUUAAAAAUUGUCUAAAGUACCAUUUAUAUGAAGGCACAAGCCACAAUUGGCUCACAAACCAUAGUCUUUCCACCCUUGAUUCAUCCUGUAAGCAGCUAAGGUGCAUUCUCCUCUGUUAAUAUUCACUGUGCAUGUCGACUGAGAUAUAAUUGCCAAACAGUGAUGGGCAGGCAAAAUGCAGGUGUUAGGAACAGCUUGAAUCUUUUGCUCUUGUUGAUUUAAUUUAAUAUAAUAUAUAAGAAACCUUGUCUUAAAACUUGCUACAAUUUUUUCUUUCGUUUAUACAUAUAUAUAUGUGCACAAAAAUUUUAUAAACCUUUCAUAUAAAUAUUUCAGAAUCACAAACUUUUACAGUUUAACUUCAAUCAAGAUUCAAAUGUAUAUUUGAACGCUCUUUCUUGGCCUAAUAUACUAUGUCCUCAUGUAUGAAAUAAUUUCUCAAGAACUGAUGAAGCAAGGGUACAUUUUUCAAAUAAAUUAUGGCCGUGAUUAACAUAAAAAUAUAUAAAAAUAAAAAUCUGAAAUCUUACAGAGGGGUACAGCUGAGCUGAAGAAAUAUUUACUGAGUCGUCUAAAAGAUGAGGAGAACGAGGGUCCCGAUAGCCAGGUUUCAGCCAGUGCAGUACCCAUGCCUGGUGUGGCAGACGAUGUCAUCAGCCAGCAUGAUUUACACCAGAUGAAGUCAUUAGAUUUCAGGUUGGUGCAUCUUGGCAGACUUUGUUUAGAAGCUUUUUCUAUUCUCAAACAAAAAUUAAGUUAUAUUUUUGAUGAUUUGUCAUGUUGUGAUGGUAGACAAGAAAAGAAGCAAAUCCUCGGGGUUAGGUUGUCACAGUUUAAUGCUGUGUCAACACAUCUCUGAUCAGGAAAUCACUUAGUUCCCCUUAAAAAUUAAGCUCCAUUGAAUUCGUUUUGUGGUUGAGCCUUACUCAAUUAAAGUGCGCCAUUAUUUAAAUAAAACAAUACCAUUUGAAAGACCGAAAAUUCAUUUCAAAUUAAUUUUGGUUAGUUAGUAAAAUAAUAAAUAGAAUGAGUGAACAUUUUUAGUUUUUUGAUAGGUUUUCAUUUUUAGAUUUUGAAGAAAUGUAACGGAUAAAAUAGUUGUUACAUUAAUAUUUGUCUCCCUUUUACGAAAAUCCUUGCUUGGUGAAAAAUUUAUAAAUUGAUUGCUUUAAAUAUUUUUUUUGUAGUAAUAAAAAAGUGGCUUCCGUCCCUGAAGACAUCAUCAAGGUUGCUGUGGAGGCAGGGAUCAGGGUGAUCAACCUGAGUAAAAAUCUCCUACCUGAUUUACCCAGUGGGUAAGUCUGACUGAAUAUUACUUUUUUUGACCUGCAUGAUAGUCAGUCGUUUAACCCUCUUGAGGGUACAACUCUGAAAUCAAACCCGGUAAUGGAGUCCCGAAAGGCGGAUAACGUUGGUACAAUGAAACAUUCCGACAACUGAUGCGACGUCACUGGUGCCAAGCUGUAUCAUCCAAUGAUGUUCCCUUGGGUUAUCCAGCGGCGUGGAGAGAGGCGAUUUGCUGUUGGGAACCAGCUUAUAAUCCUUGAAGAAUAAUCCCAGGCCAUGUGGAUUUCGUCCUCCGAAGCCCACUCCAUCGUCACAUUGGAUACCAGCAAAAAAAAACCCCUCUUGAGACAGAAUCUUUUUGGACUGUUGGUGCCAAGAAGAUGGAGCCCUUUUCACAAGCCCUGCACUAAGUUUGCAAGAAAAAAUUUAUAAAAAUAAUAAUUACCGUACAAGUAUAAAAUAUAUAUAUCCUGUUAGGGAAUGGAAUGAACUGAUACAAUCUUUGUAAAUCAAGCUGAAAUCUCAAUAUUUAAACAAAAUGAGAUAUCCUGAAUUGCAUAAUUUAAAAUAUUCUUCUUGUACUGCUUAAGCCAUUUGGCAUAUUUCAAGGUCACAAUUUGUAGGCAUUUACCCAUAACAUUCUGGGCCAAUAGAUCAGCCCGGCCGUCUCAAGAGGGAUAAAAGGUUUUCGUGCUAUGGUUGCUGUAAUCUGUUUUCUGGUGUAUGACAUCAUCUGCCAUCGCCCUAUCCUUAAUGUCAAGAUAACGCAGCAAACCUCAAGGGUGGCUGAUCUAUUUACACUUUUUUUAGUUUUGCUAGUGUCUACAACAAGGUUAAUAUGAUUGUUUUCUUCCUCAGCCUUAUUGCCUUCCAAAACCUUUUACAGGACUCGUUUUUGUUACAAAAUGUGUCCAUAUGUGUGAGGUAUCAGUCACAUCUGUAAUUUGUCACAUCUGUAAUUUCUCAAAUGCAGGCUGCUGGCCCUUGCGCCAACACUGACCGAGAUCAACCUGGGAUUUAACAAAAUCAGCCAACUCUCUCCGAGCACAGAACGUUUUACUAAACUCUUCAUGUUGGACCUCAGGUGAGAAGUUAUAUCCGUAGCUCUGAUUGAGAUUUUCAUUGAUUUGGUGAGCGAAAAGAUUUAUAUAUUUACAAAUUCUUAAUUCAAAGUCAAGGAAAUAAGUUGCACUAUUGUUUGACAUUAGAGCUAAAUAGAGAUUAUAUCUAGAUUAUGGCGGCAACCUGCGGAAUAGAUUGAAGGAAAAGGUGCAGCUCUUUUUUUUCUCUCUCUUACCUCCAAUGCAAUUUAAAGAAUCGUGGAUGUCUGCGCCUCCCAAAAUGUUUUCUGAGCAGAUAAAAUUUUCCAACUCCUUACCUAAGAUGAGAUAGCUUGUUAAAAAAAUUUAACACAUGCGUUUAUCAAAUGUUUUCAAUAUGUGUAUGUGGCCUCUAUUGUCUCUGGUGAUCUGAACAUCUCCAACCCCGAUAACCCUGGUCCUGAAAACAGGAAGGUUAAUUUGUUAAGUUGGAGUCUCUGCUUGAGAAGUUUCUCAGCUUCAUGAUUUUUUGUUUUUACAUCUUCUAUUCACAUCACUAGAACCAUGACAAUGUCUCAUAGAUGAAUAAUUUCUAUUACAGAAACAACCAGUUGUCCAGCCUGCCACCUCAAUUGGCUUCUCUGAAAUGCUUGAGGGAACUUAUACUGUCCAACAACAGGUACAUUGUUAAAUUGAAGAGCAUUUUAAGUUUACAAAUUAGUUUCCAGGGUUUAAUUUUCAGGCAGAUUUAAUUCACUAAUUUCAGAUUAUUACACGUCUGUGAUUUCCCAGGGAUUUGUUAGAAGUUCAUGUAAUCAGUGCAUGUUGGUGGCCCAUUAAACGUCUGUGAUUUCAAAGGGAUUUGUUAGAAGUUCAUGUAAUCAGUGCAUGUUGGUGGCCCAUUAAACGUCUGUGAUUUCCAAGGGAUUUGUUAGAAGUUCAUGUAAUCAGUGCAUGUUGGUGGCCCAUUACAAGACUGGGAUUUCCAAGGGAUUUGUUAGAGAUUCAUGCAACAAAUUAGAUCAUGUUAACAGGGCUGAGCAAACUAUUCAAGUGUGUGUGUGUGCCCAAAACAUCCAAGUGUUUUGUGCAGAUUUUGAUCAUGUACCAAUCAAAACAGAAAUUUUGGCCAACAACACAGCCUGUAUAUUUCUCACCAAAGCUCACUGUGAAAAACUAUCAUGCUGUUUAAAUGCAUGGAUCUGAUGCAAGUGCGGCUGGCUAUUUUUUCUUUUUGGUCCAGAUUUUUUUAAACAUGAAGAUAAUAAUUGGCGGAACUGUAUUAUUAAAAGGAUGUAUUAUUUUUCUGAAUGGGAAAUGUGACACUGUGGAUAAUUAUUAUUGGCCUUUGUUCUCAAUCAUCCACAAACUAAAUUAACAAUUAUUGAUUGGCAUGUGAGUGGAGCUGGGGGUUGUGCAAACACUUGGAUGACUGGCCUACAUUUCUAUCACACACUAAAAAAAAAAAAUGGGGGGUACGAGAGGAAAAGUCAAAUGAAACUUUAUUUUUUUAAAUUUCUUGAUAUGAAAUGUAAAUAGGGCGGCUCAAAUGUAAAGACAACUAAUAACUGCUGCUUAAUCAGCUCCAGGGUUUUUAUUGGAAACUUAAAGAGUCAUUAACUUGAAGUGAACAAAGUAAAGCUGAGAUAUUAGUAUUGACUGUCUGUUUUUUUAUAGGUUUUAAGUGCAUUUGAAAAUGAAAAUUUUUUAAAACAAAUUCUUCAAUUUUUUUUUUUUGGUUAGUCUUUGGGGAUAAUGAAAUUGUUCUCUCAUUUAUAAAAGAAGGAGCUAAUGUGACCAUGUAACGCUGGAUACUUCAAAACAAUAAUAGUCAUUUUUGUAUUAUUUUGGGGGAAAUGAAAUCAAAUAUAUCUGCUUUUAUGCAAAGUUAUGUUACCUUUAAUAAUAUGUAAGUAUUAUUACACAUUAGAAAUAGAUUUAAUAUAAAAAUUAAAGAAUCAUUUUAAGUGAAUCCAAAUAUGAGAGUUGAGAUACUGUAUUAAAGGAGAUUGAUAAUCUUUGCUCUGCUCUACAUAUUACUAAUGUUACAUUUUUAUAGGCAAAAGUUGUUUCCAUCAUAACCAAACAUGGCUGGGUGUCUCAAAAACCAACCAAACAAUCCAGACUUGAAUAUUGAUUUAUAGAUAUUUAAAAUAAAUUUGUGAUCUGUGAGUUUUACCAUUUUCUGUUCUUAAAUUCAAUAGCAAAUAAAACAAGAAAUGUGGGGCACACAAUGAAAUGAAUUAUUUUCUCUCAUUUAAAAAUAAAUAAGAAUAUUUAUUAAAAUAUUUGACAAGAAACAAUGAAAUGUUAAUAUUUUUUUAAAAACUAAAGUACAUUGUGUGGUAAAACUAGAGUGGGUCAUUAUAAUGUUUAUUUAGUUGCAAAAAGUGUGAAGUGACAAAUUAGGGGUGUUAAAAUCCCUGGGCUACUUUUGUUUAUGUUUAUUAAAAAAACUGAAUAAACUAUUUGUGUGUAGGGGGAUGGGGAUGGGAGUUUUCAAUUUCGCCCCAGACAAUGCAAAUUACACCACAGUAUGGCUGGGUGCCCCGAACAGCACAAAUUGUACCCAAAUAUGGCUGGGUUCAGCACAAAUUAUGCCACACUAUGUUUGAGUGCCCUAGACAGAACAAAUUAUGCCAAACUAUGGCUGGUUGCCCAAGACAGCACAAAUUAAGCCAAACUAUGGCUGGGUGCCCCAGACAGCACAAAUUAUGCUAUAGUGUGGCUGGGUGUUUUUGUUAAGUACCGGUAUAUUUAUAUCUCAAAGCUGAAAUAUGUUACACGAUGGGAAUUGUUAUAUAAGUAAUUUUAAAACUUUUGAAAUAAUGUAUUUAACCUUCUUCUAAAAAUACAUUUCAAGUGAAGUAAAGAUGAUGUGUAUAUUAUAAUGUGGAUGAAUAUUACUUUUAAUCUGAUGAUAUUACAGUCCUGAAAAUGAAAUCUUAGAUUUUCUAUUAGAAUACAACAAUAUGUGUCAGUCUAUACCAAUUUAAGAAAAUUGAGUUCAAGGGCAUUGACAAAACAGUGGGUACAUUGACAUAAAUAUACAACACGCACUUCAAAAAAAGUAGGAAGGGGUUAAAAUAGUGGAUGCAAUUUUAUUUUCUAGGAAAUUGAGGUUUUCCUACUUGUCCAAAUUUACCUCUCAAGGGUAAGGAUAAGGGGUGGGCACAUAUUUAUGGGCAGGGACAAUAUCUUUAUAUUUGAAUAAUUUGUUGUAAAAAUUUUGUGAAAUUACUUUUCAUGUGAGAAAGAAAGAGAGUGGGUACAAUUUUAUGUGGAUAAAAAUAUAUCAAAACUCGAUUAUUUUACACAAGUGAAAAUUUCAUCUUAAAAAUAGAGCUUUUUUUUUUUUUUUUUUUUGCCUUUGCAGUUCAGGGGCGUGAACAUUUCCUUCCCAUAUGGGGAAAAUAUAUUUUUGUUUCCUCUUUGCGAGAAAAAAAAUUUCAUAAGAGAAGUGGGUGUAAAUUUUUAUGUGAUUAAUAAUAUUUCUAAAGAAAACCUUUGCUGUUAAAAAACAUUAACAUGGUUAAGAGAUUCUACUUUAGAUGUAAGAAUUCUGUGUUUUACGAUUUCCUUAUAAUAUAGUAGAGAAGCGAGGCAAAAAUUUGGCUAAAUUUUUCAUUAAAAAAUACCAAUAUAUUAAACUAUGUUAGUGUUAAAGAUAUUUAAAAUGGUGUAUAGGUUUUUGUUGUAAAAUAAAAGGACAUAUUUUUACAGUUUUAUUGAAUUUAAAAAAAAAAAAUGUUGUACUUCAGAUGCAUGAAAGAGGGUGAGGUGGGCCUAUAAUAGGCCUAUAAUAUAUUGCUGAUAAAUAUUUCUCAAAACUAAAUUAUGUUAGAAACGUAAACAUCAAUACAUAGAUAUUUAUUUUUUUUAAAUAAAGAAAGUGUGAUUAACUAUUUCCAAAAUAUACAUUUCAAGGGCGUGAAAUAUAGUUGUACUAAGGAUAUAAAACACCAAAUUCAGUUAUAUACGUAAAAAUUUGAUGGUUAGAUGUUGAGAUUUUGCAAUAGUAGGGAGAAAGUAUCGCAAAAAGCUUUCCAUUAUUAUCCUGGUAACAUUGGGUCCUAGUUUAAUCAUAAUAGAUUUGUAAAAAUAAAAGAUAAUAAUUUUAAAAAGUUUUUUUAGAAUAGGUAUCUAACACACUAACACACAUUUAUGUCUUUAAAAAUAUGCAAUCUGAAAAUAGCAUUCCCCUUUCAUAACCCUAUAACAAUGUGUCUCUAUAUGAGAAAAAAAACAACUCUAGCCAACCUUAACCAAUAUGCUAAAAUAGGAUAGAUAACCUAAUAAAAAUAACCAGCUAUUGAUUAUUCUAAAACCGCCAGGGAGGCAGAAUGCAAAAUAAAGUAACAUAUCUAGUCUACAGCCUCAUCUCUGUGUUCCCCCUGGGAUCUAUUUUACGGACAAGUUAUCUCUGAGUUACUGGAUUGGGUUACCUUUGUCUAGAGGUCAGAGUCUGGUCCAUAAAACAUUUUAAGCCUUCCCGUUGUCUCCCCAUGUUAACCACUUAAGAUUGACUCCCCAUGUUGGUCACCCAUGAUUGUCUCCCCAUGUUUAUCAUACCUAAGAUUGUCUCCCCAUGUUUACCAUUCAUGAUUGUCUCCCCAUGUUUACCAUUCAUGAUUGACUCCCCAAGUUUACCAUUCAUAUUGUCUCCCCAUGUUUACCAUUCAUGAUUGUUUCCCCGUGUGUAUCAUUCAUGAUUGACUCCCCAAGUUUUCCAUUCAUGAUUGUCUACCCAUAUUUACCAUUCAUGAUUGUCUCCCCAUGUUUAUCACUCAUGAUUGUCUUCACAUGUUUACCAUUCAUGCUCGUCACCCCAUAUUUACAAUUCCCACGUACUGCUUCUUCUAUCCCAGAUUCCUCGAAAUCCCAGCCGUCGUGUACGAACUCAGCAAACUAGAGAUCCUGUUUGUCAGUGACAAUAAAAUUACAGAGCUGGAUCAUGUAGGCUUUAGUAAGCUGACCAAACUGGGCACACUGGAUCUGCAGAACAAUGACAUCACUCAAGUCCCCCCACAGCUGGGAAACUGCACUUGGCUCAAG
Molecule: messenger RNA, 15873 nt
Organism: Lymnaea stagnalis (great pond snail)
Lineage: Eukaryota; Metazoa; Mollusca; Gastropoda; Lymnaeidae
Source: the annotation of a GenBank genome assembly